Molecule: messenger RNA, 2742 nt
Organism: Lolium perenne
Lineage: Eukaryota; Viridiplantae; Streptophyta; Magnoliopsida; Poales; Poaceae
Molecular function (GO): protein binding
Source: RefSeq, a predicted model, not a curated record
ACCCGAGCAUACCUCUCUGACUCUAUGCCCGCCGCCGGCGACUCCUAUGCCCUUCCGCCCCACCUUCCCCCGCCGCUGCCUCCAUGACCCCAAGCUCUCCUCCUUCCUCUACGCGCUCGCCACCGUCUCCUCCUCUCCCUCCUCCUCGCCGGCCCCGGGCUCGCUUCCCGCCGCCCGCACCCCAGCCGCCUACAAUGCUCUCAUGUCCGCCUACUCCCGCGCCGGCCGACCCGACGAGGUGCUCCGCCUCUUCCGCUCCCUCCCCUUCCCCCCCACCGCGCCCCUCUACACAACCCUCAUCUCGUCCCUCGCCGCCUCCGGCCGCCCCCGCGCCGCGCGCGCCGCCUUCUCCUCCCUCCUCGUCUCCGGCCUCGCGCCCACCGCGUCCGCCUUCACCGCGCUGCUCAAGUGUCAGGACGGCUCGAUCGACUCCAUGUACCGCGUUUUCCUCGCCAUGGCAGCCGCCAGCUGCUCCCCCGACGCCGCCGUGUACAACUGCUACAUUUCGAUGCUCUGCGACUCCGGGCGGCUGGAGGAGGCCCGUGGUAUCCUCGACCACAUGGUCGGCGAAGGAGUCCGCCCAACUGCUCGCUCCUACACCGCCAUUCUACGUGGGUACUGCGAGCAGGGCAAGGUUCUUGAAGCAGAGAGGUUAGUCGAUGACAUGGCCGAUGCCGGGUGCCCGCCGGAUGUUGUAUCUUACAGCGUGCUUAUUCAGGGGCUUUGCGGCGCCGGGGAGUUUCAUAAGGUGGAGUUGAUCUUAGGGGAGAGUCAAGACAAGGGGUGGACGCCCAAUGCUGUUACCUACAACAUUUACAUGUCCGCCCUGUGCAGGACGGGGUUCUUGGAUGAGGCCUGUUAUCAGGUAGACAUUAUGCGCAGCAGAGGGCUGCUGCCAACAGUUGAGACUGUGGGUAUACUCUUCGAUUGCUUGUGCCGAGACUCGAGGUUUUCAGAAGCACUGUGCAUGCUAGAACACAGCGAAGAAUUAGGCUGGCAUGCUGAUGUGUUCUGCUAUAACACUUUGAUGGGUAGGCUUUGCGACGUUGGUGAUUUUGCCAGGGUCUUCAAGCUCUUGGUUGAUCUGUUGAAGAAGGGCGUCGGUCCGGAUAUGUUCAGCUUUACUAUUGCAAUCCGUGGCCUCUGUGGAGCUGGGAAACUCCAGGUUGCAAAGUGUCUAAUACAUAAUGAGGCGAUUGGAUAUGAUGUCGUGGCUUUCAAUACUUUGAUCCAUGGGUUACACAAUGCUGGGGAUUUACUUGGAGUCAAGCUGACAUAUGAGAAUAUGUGCAAUAGGCAAGUUUCUCCAAAUAGCUUCACUAAUGCUACUCUGGUUGAUAGCUUAUGUAAAGAUCAAAAGUUUGUUGAGGAAGUAAAGUCUCUUGCAUGUAAGAGUACGGCCCCUGAUCAUGUUGUUUAUUUGCGCAAUCGGUUGGUCAAAGGAGUGAAAUUUACAAAGGUGCUCAGCCUACUUGAUGAAAUACGCUCUAGAGGAAUUGAACUAGCUACUCGCAAAUUCUCUGACCCAUUACUUAACGAAUUAUGCUGGGAGGAGGGAAAUGAGCCUAGGGAUAUCAAUCAAGCUGCUUAUAUACUGACCUGUCUGGGAAUUAGAUGAUAAUCUCAAGAUCGAGUGCUUGACAUCAGGAUUUCUUUUGGAGCAUUUUCUCUAGCAAACACCGUAUCCGUGAUAGAGUUCCCUCUUCAUUCACACAUCAGUAUCUCAUCUUUCAUCAGGAGAGGUGUACCUUGUUUUUACCAGCAGCUACGGAUUUUGAUGGUCAGGACAAGACUGUCAAGCUCAAAUGUGUUCCUAGAGAAAUAAUGGGCAGAAAGUGUUGAUGUCCACCAAACUGGUUCAAAAUGUCCCUCAAUUGCAUAUUCCCAGUUGUGGUUAAAACUGAUGGAUAGUAUACUUGGAUGAUGCACUUGUUUGUCAAGUAUAGUUAAACAGAGUUUGAAUCAGGUAACAGAAGCAAAAUAAUUGUUGCAGCAAACACUGCAUUGAAUGACCAAAGUUAUUGCAAGAAUUGGCAAAUAUGUAAUAUGGAUAUUCGAUGAAUCAUGACAACACUUAGCCUCAACAAGAUGAAAGGGGAUACUUUACUGUGGGCCAACGUCGUGAAGGUCAGUAGGAACAUCAAAUUGUGCUAUGUUUUAAUGUCAACUUUACACGAUGUUAAUCCAAGUGAGGUUGAUAGGAUAGAAGUACCUGAUUUUACCAACACCGAGACAUUGAUCUGGAGUACUGGAUAAGAUUGUGAAGCUCAAAUGUGUCCGCAGAGAAAUUAUGGGCAGAAAGUUCAGAGUUGGAAUCAGGAAACGGAAGGAAAAAAAUUUGUUGCAGCAAACAAUGCAUUGAAAGACCAAUCUGUUAAUGCAAGAAUUAGCAAAUACUUAAUAUGGAUAUUGGAUGAAUCACAAUAUGGCCUCAAUAAGAUGAAAGAAGAUACUUUGCCAUGGGACAACAUUGUGAAGGUAACACAAAGGGUCUAGCAGCACAGUUGGCUUCCCUAGCAACGCAGCAACAUUUUUGGGGAUGGUGCAACAAUUUCCUGGUUGUAGUAAGCUGAGCUUCUUUUUCAGGUUACUUUAGGUGUAGUCAGUCGAUGUGUUGGUUUCUGUUUUUUUCCUUAAAACUUUCUCUUGUCCCCACCACCCCAACUUGUUGUGUGAUCAAUGGAUGGUGGAAAAGAUGAAUCUACACCAAUAUUUAUAUCACGUGAUAUUAUUUGACCUACA